AUGAGAAACAGGGCCACUACACCGUUGAAGCCGGUGCAAAAGCCGAAAGUCCGGCAAUCAUGGAGCAAAUACAACCUGUUUAACCUCAAUCGGAUGCAAACACCCAACACCUUCUACCGGUCGUUCUUCCAGCAGAAAUGGACCGCCAAAUCCCUGGCCCGAGCAUACCACGGCGAACAACUGCCCGAGAAGCACUGGCAGCGCAUGUUCAACCCCCGGAUUCGCAGCGUCGUGCCUAUGGACCCCUACAAACUGGCCGCCGAUGACGGUUCUGCCAUGUCGGCUGGUCGUGGAUCAGGUCUCUCAAACGAGAAGUCCUUCAAGCCUCGGCCAAUUCCUUUCUCGCAGAUGACCUUUGCGCCGUUGGAGCGUCGGUUGGACGUGGCCAUCCACCGGGCUAUGUUUGCUAGCAGUACCCGACAGGCUCGGCAGUUUGUGGUCCACGGUGCGGUCACUGUCAACGGACAGAAGAUGAGAUACCCUAGUUACCUCCUCAACCCCGGUGACCUUUUCCAGGUCGAUCCCGAACGUGUCAUGUACGCCACCGGUGCGCCCAAGGACAAGAACGAGCGUCGAGAGAGCCGUGUCGCCCGCAAAAAGGCCGCGGAGAAGCCGGCGGAGGGCGAGGAGGGCGCCGCCGAGGAAUCCACCGAGAACAAGGAGGCGGAGACGGAAGUCGAGAACAAGAAAGCUGAAGAGGAAGACCCGCGCGAAACGCUGAAGGCUCUGCUGGCUCAGGCCAAGGUCAUCAUGGGCAGCAACAAGGAGGUGCUCCCCGCCAAGCGCAAGCAGGAACUGCGUGGAUUCCAGAAGGCCGUCAAGCGAGUCCUCUCUCGCUCCGACUCCAGCACCAUCCUGGCGGACAACCUGGAGGCGCAGUUCUCCCAGCUGACCCUGCUCUUGAAGGCCAAGAAGGCUGAGGCCAAGGACUCCAAGGACUCCAAGGCACCCAAGCAGGAGCAGUCGAGCGACAAGACUGCGGCUGCCUCCGAGGCUGCCUCCGACGAAGCCACGGCCAGCGAGGCCAAGCCCGGCGAGGCCCUGACCGAGGCCUUCCGCCAGGCCGCCGAGAACCCUGAGGGCGAGGUCGAUACGUCGGAGCUCAGCGAGGAAGAAUUCAACGUGCUCAAGCGGGCUCUCGUGCAAAUGCGCGACAACCCCAUCGACAGCAGCAAGCCCUACGCCACUCCCUGGCGCCCUCGCGAGUACAUGAGCGCCUUCGCCUACAUCCCCCGCUACCUGGAAGUCAACCACAACAUCUGCGCCGCCGUCUACCUCCGACACCCCGUGGCCCGACCUGGCUUCUCGGAAGUGCCUUCGCCGUUCGGCGAGUCCGUUAGCACCUUGGCCUUUACCUGGUACUUGCGACGACGGUAA
Molecule: messenger RNA, 1377 nt
Organism: Aspergillus melleus
Lineage: Eukaryota; Fungi; Ascomycota; Eurotiomycetes; Eurotiales; Aspergillaceae
Product: mitochondrial 37S ribosomal protein uS4m
Exons: 3
Coding region: 1-1377 (458 amino acids)
Biological process (GO): positive regulation of translational fidelity
Cellular component (GO): mitochondrial small ribosomal subunit
Molecular function (GO): rRNA binding; structural constituent of ribosome
Source: RefSeq, a predicted model, not a curated record